GUGACCUGACGUCACCCGAGCGAGUUACCUCCCGCAGCCACCGCCGCCGGGCUCAGCGCGAGCCCCGAAGCCCUUGAGCGCCUGCCCCGGAGCCCCCGGAGCGCCGAACCGCAGCCACAUCCCCGAGCCGCGCGCCCCGGAAACCCGGUUGCGCGCCCCGCCGGGCCCGCGCGAUGCCCUCGGACAGGCCUUUCAAGCAGCGGCGAAGCUUUGCCGACCGCUGUAAGGAGGUGCAGCAGAUCCGCGACCAGCACCCCAGCAAGAUCCCGGUGAUUAUCGAGCGGUACAAGGGUGAGAAACAGCUGCCCGUACUGGACAAGACCAAAUUUCUGGUCCCGGACCAUGUCAACAUGAGCGAGUUGGUCAAGAUCAUCCGGCGCCGCCUGCAGCUCAACCCCACGCAGGCCUUCUUCCUGCUAGUGAACCAGCACAGCAUGGUGAGCGUGUCCACGCCCAUUGCGGACAUCUAUGAGCAGGAGAAGGACGAGGAUGGCUUCCUCUAUAUGGUCUACGCCUCCCAGGAAACCUUCGGCUUCUGAGCCAGGAGUGGGGGGGGUGGUUGGCCUGGGAGUGGGGGUCUGGGUCAGGCUCUACCCAAGGAGCUCCUAGCACCUGAACUGAGCUGCCUUGCCCUGGUGGGCUGGGUAGGGAUGUGGCUCCCUAGCUAGGGAGAACCAACCAACCUAUUCUGGGUGGGUCCUGGGCCAGUCAUGUUAGGGUUGCCCCUCUGGGUGUUGGUCGGGUUGGGGGGGAGUGGGAAGCAGCCCCCAGCACCCGUGCUCUGUGUGGUUUAUCUUUUUUUUUUUUUAGGCCCCUGCCUGUCUGCCCACCUGCCCCUUACUUACCUGAGGCUCUGCCCCCUGACUGGACCUGCCCAUCCCUGAAUGAUUGGCCCUUGGCUCCCCCAUCUCCACAUGGUGUAUGGAUCUGUGGUCAUUGUCCCUCUGCAGAAUAAAGAUUGCUCAGGCCUGCCUGGC
Molecule: messenger RNA, 977 nt
Organism: Castor canadensis (American beaver)
Lineage: Eukaryota; Metazoa; Chordata; Mammalia; Rodentia; Castoridae
Gene: Map1lc3a
Product: microtubule associated protein 1 light chain 3 alpha
Source: RefSeq, a predicted model, not a curated record